Messenger RNA from Hippocampus comes (tiger tail seahorse), 2661 nucleotides. RefSeq lists its product as uncharacterized. The record is from RefSeq and is a predicted model, not a curated record. The transcript is spliced from 7 exons. Lineage: Eukaryota; Metazoa; Chordata; Actinopteri; Syngnathiformes; Syngnathidae. Gene Ontology annotation, biological process: protein ubiquitination. Gene Ontology annotation, molecular function: zinc ion binding; ubiquitin-protein transferase activity. Bases 164 to 1822 code for a protein of 552 amino acids.
UGUAGGCCGUUUGCGGUACUCCACGUACGUAUUCAAAGCGUGACGUCCGCCGUGCUGACGUCUACCCGGAAGCGCCGGGAGCAGUUGUUUUGUUUUGGUGCAGAAGUUGGUUGACCACCUAGGAGGCUUUGACAAUGCUACGGACCGACGCCGCACUCUAUAAAUGGGUCAAGAGCGCCCGGUGAUGGAAGAUGACGGUCAUGCGUCUCACACAUGUAAAACGCCGACGCUCAUCGGUGCUUUGGAAGCGGAAGAGAAGGUGAAAUCGUCACUGGGAACUAAUCAAGUGGAGGCGACGCUUCGAAAUUAUUUGGACCGACGGAUCAGCAGAGGGAAGUACUUGCCGGACGACGACGAAGAACGACGCGUAGAACAACAAGGAGUACUCGAAGAACAAGUCGAGGAAGAGGGGGAUGCUGAGGACAACAACAACAAUAACUGCAACGGAGGAGGGGGAGACCGCAGAGGAGAGGACACUCUCGACUUUCUGAGUGCCAGUUGGCUGGCUUCGGCGUCACCCUCUGACCACGCCGGUACAGACGCUCCGAUGCAGGGCGGUGCCGAGGAUGUCCACGGUGACAACGCCGCCGUUUGCGACGUCACAAGAGACUCGCGACGCGACCAGAGAAGACAACCGGGACACGCCGGAGUUCAAAAUAAGCCUCUCCUUGCCGAAUUAACCUCUUCGGACUUUGGGGGAUUUGAAAUAUUUUCUCUUUUCGACACGAAACAUGAAAAAUGUGACACCGGUGUUACUAGUCGACGUUCGGACCCGACUUCGAGCGCGAAAGAACACAUUUACUGUGACGUCUACUGCAUCGCCAACGAGCGACACCAUGACACUGUUACAAGCGAGGUGAUUUCCGCGUCGGGCGAGGGGCUCGUUUUAUACACCGCCGAAGACUUGGUAAACCCUCUGCACGAGUCUUCCCUCAGCCGUCGUUCAUCGCAGCAGGGGGGCUCGGAUGGCGCAGCCGAAGCGCAGCCGUGCCGGGUGUGCCUUGACAGGAAAACGAUGGCACCCUUGCCAUGCUGCCGGAAGCUGGUGUGUGACGAAUGCCUGACACUGUACGUCACCUCCCAGGUCCAAGUGGGCAAGGUGCACAUCCGCUGUCCCAUCUCGGAGUGCAACGGGAUGCUGGAGAACACGAUGGUGGUCUCGCACCUGGCCGGCGAGGACGUGCUCAGGUACCGUUACUUCCUGGAGCUGAGUCAGCUGGACUCCAGCACCAAGCCCUGCCCCCGCUGCAGACACUUCACUUCCCUCGGCCGCUCCAGCCCCGCGCGCGUGGAGAACAAGUACAAGGUGCAGUGCGGCAGCUGCCAGUUUGUGUGGUGCUUCAAGUGCCACGCGCCCUGGCACCAGGGCAUCAAGUGCCGCGACUACCGCAAGGGCGACAAGCAGCUGAGGAGUUGGGCCUGUGUCAUCGAGCGCGGACAACGCAACGCUCAAAAGUGCCCCAAGUGCAAGAUCCACAUCAAGCGCACGGAAGGAUGCGAUCACAUGGUCUGCACGCAGUGCAACACCAACUUUUGUUACCGCUGUGGCGAUCGAUACCGUCAACUCAGGUAUUUCGGGGAUCACACGUCGAACCUCAGCGUGUUUGGCUGCAAGUAUCGCUAUCUGCCAGAGAAGCCGCAUCUAAGACGCUGUAUCAGAGGUUCCAUCUGCGGCGUGAAGUUGCUGUUGGCGCCACUGGUCCUGUUACUGGUGCUGGUCUUGGGAGGCGUGGCGCUCGUCAUAGGUGUGAUCGCCUACCCCGUCUACUACGUGUGCAAAAAGAGGACGAAACGGCGCACUCUGGGCUCCUGGCGCUCUUGACGUUGGCGUGCAAGAACAAGCAGCGAGACGGAACUCAGGGUCUCCGGAAGACGCGGAGCAUCUACAUCCACGGUCAUCCUUUUUUGCUGGGGAAGUUUUUGCACGCAAGGCUUAAAAGCGCACCCGACAUGACAUGAGUGAGGAGGCGGGGUCAGGUUGAUGGUUGAUUGCCCGCCAUCCAGCACACAGGUACGACUACAGACAUUGGAGAAAAGAUGGUAAUUUCGCAUUUGGGGCACACGGGCACAAAAAAAGUGGAUAUGUGUUCAUGCAACAGCCUUGGAAAUCAGAAUUGUCUUUUCUUUUUCUUAAUGGGAAAGACUUUUGUUCUAUAAUUGCUCCCAUGCGUAGCUUUCAUAACACUGGUCAAGAUUUUUUUUUUUUUUGAAUCAUGGAUGCAAGAAAAUUUUGUGCCGAUUCCGAAUCCACCCUCAUUUUUCCUUGAGCACUCAGUUUUCGCAAAGCGCUUUGGGCACCAUUAUCAUGUACAUUCAGCAUUAUUCAGUACACACCAUCAUAAUAAAUAUAGGAAAGUAGAAUUAUUGGUCAUAUUUAUGGAUGGAGGACACAACGGAUUAAUUGCAUUCUCUCGUCUCAUGGCACUAUUUGGCUCCCAUUUUAUGGAUCAACACAAAAGUGAAUGUACAUGUGACAAAGAGUAGAGAACACCCACAACAUUUAAAAAGACCCUUACUUGAAAGUGAAAGAAAGUCGGCCAUUUUGGUUUGAAACGGACGUUUUUGGACACGUGUUAGGCCGACUCCCCAAGUUGGAGUUUGGAGUUCAGCCGGCCUUCCUGCCUCGUGUGCGCCCACACGCCAGGAUGUGCCUCAUCAUCA